Messenger RNA from Musca vetustissima, 2189 nucleotides. It is a transcript of the gene Erk7, whose product is annotated as mitogen-activated protein kinase 15. The record is from RefSeq and is a predicted model, not a curated record. Gene Ontology annotation, molecular function: MAP kinase activity; ATP binding. Gene Ontology annotation, biological process: protein phosphorylation; intracellular signal transduction. Gene Ontology annotation, cellular component: cytoplasm; nucleus. NCBI's taxonomy places the organism in Eukaryota, Metazoa, Arthropoda, Insecta, Diptera, Muscidae. The transcript is spliced from 10 exons. Bases 6 to 2189 code for a protein of 727 amino acids.
CCACCAUGACAACCAAAUCAAAAUCUCAGGAUAAACAUAAAAUGUCUGAAAUAGAUGAAAAUAUAUCGAAAUUAUUUGAUAUUAAAAAGCGUUUGGGUAAAGGAGCCUACGGUAUCGUAUGGAAAGCCUUGGACAAACGAAACAAUGAAACUGUGGCCGUUAAAAAGAUUUUCGAUGCUUUUCGCGAUGAAACAGAUGCCCAACGCACCUUCCGAGAAAUUGUGUUCCUCAAAGCAUUUCGUAAUCAUCCAAAUAUAGUAAAACUACACAACGUUUACAAGGCUCAAAACAAUUUGGACAUUUAUCUGAUAUUCGAAUAUAUGGAAAGUGAUCUGCAUAACAUCAUUAAGAAGGGCACCAUACUCAAGGAUAUACAUAAACGUUAUAUAAUGUAUCAAUUGAUAAACGCCAUUAAAUAUAUACAUUCGGGAAAUGUUAUACAUCGUGACUUGAAGCCGAGCAAUGUUUUAAUCGACAGUAAAUGCAGGUGUAAAUUGGCUGAUUUUGGCCUGGCCCGAUCCGUAUCAAGUAUGCCAAUGCAUUAUGUGGCAACACGUUGGUACAGAGCACCGGAAAUUUUAAUAGCAAGUAAAAAGUACACUAAAGGCAUUGACAUGUGGAGUUUGGGAUGUAUUCUGGGUGAGAUGAUUCGUGGCAAGCCACUAUUUCAAGGAAGCAGUACCGUUAAUCAGAUUGAAAAAAUAAUUUCCACUUUACCGGAUAUAACGGAAGAUGACAUAAAAGCGGUGGGUGCAGGAUUUGGCUCAGUUCUUCUGAAGAAACAUAUAUCAAAAGAAAAGAAGACAACUUUUAGAGAUUUACUAAAUGAUGCAUCAAAAGAUGCAUUGGACUUGGUGAAAUCGUUAUUGGUAUUAGAUCCCUUGGGUAGAUUGACGGCAAAACAGGCUCUGUGUCAUCCAUAUGUGGAAAAAUUUCGUAACUCAAUACCAGAAAUUGAAUUAGAUGGUGAUAUUCUACCUCCAUUUCGUGAUGAUGUUCGGUUGUCGGUGCCUGAAUAUAGAUCAAAGUUAUAUGAAAUUGCUCAAAUGUCUGGCGAAAGGAAACUACAAUUAGAUAGUUCGUCAAAAAUAUACGAUAAUGAAUCCAAGCAAAGAACUGAAAACAAACAAAACAGUGCCACAGAAAAAUCAGAUCUAAAAAAGCCAUCAAAACCAAAACACAGCAAUGGCAAAAAAUCCAUUAACGAGGAUAAGCCCAGAGUUGGUACAACUGAAAAGAAUAUUUCAACAAAUGAAGAAAGCUGUAGUAGUUACCAACACAACAACAAUCCACCAAUAUAUACGGCUCCUUCGUUGAUGAAAAGGAAAAUAAAUAAAAGUACUAGCAACAUAGCAGCCUCAACUGACCUGGAGAAACACAAAACAUUCGGAUUAGAUGAACGCCAGCAUAUUAAAACCCAAACGUUCCAGCAUAGACCCUCAACAAAUAUCGAUGACAUAGCUAAAGCCCCUAUUGGCAAUGGUCAAACAAACCUUAAGGUUCUGAACAAUUCUUACAAACUUUAUCGGAGUUCAACGUCUUUAAAUAAAUUGGAGAACAACAGCAAGGCUACAGAAUAUAAAUCAUAUAAUACAAUUUCGACUACAGCCUCAUCACCGCUACUACGUCAGGGCAGAUCUGAAAUUUCCAAUGCAAACAAAUCUCCAGCCAGUGAAAAAUCUCAGGAACGCAUUUGCUACGAACGGCGUUUGCAGAAGCUUGAAGAUGAUAUACGACGCUACAAGAACGAAGUGAAAUCUUUUUGUCGCGAUACCUUUAAUUAUCCGAAACAGAAUCAAACAAAUCAAAAACCGACAGAAACAUUAGCCAAAACACCGUCGAUGCCACCAGAGUCAGAGAAGGAUUUAAGAAAUAAUUAUAAAAAUCCUACAAGAAAACAAACAAAUUACCAUUCGGCAAACACACCUAUAAAAAGUACCUACUUUCAGUUAUUAACUAAGGGAAAACAUAGCAAUGCUCUUGAACUCAUUUCAAGUGGCAGUGGGGGGGAACCACUAAUGCAAAUGGAAGACUUUUUAAAAUCACAUUCGGCGAUUCAUAAAACCGAUAUGCGCAAAUAUGAAAAUAGCAAAAACGUUGGUAGUGGCGGCCAACAGUACGAACAGCAGCAGCUGCCACACCAGUUGUUGUAUAAACAGCCAAAACGCUCCAUAUCGAAAUUCAUUUAA